AUGGUAACUAGUGCUAGUAUUAUCCUAGAUACUAGUAACGAUGCCAGCCAGUGGCGAUCUAGUUUGCGGGUUUGCCCCUUAAAAGAUCUCGAUCUCUCUUCCAACUACUCAAAUAAAUAUUAUAAAUUACAAACAAAUGCUGGAAGCUAA
Messenger RNA from Histoplasma mississippiense, 150 nucleotides. RefSeq lists its product with no specific name. Lineage: Eukaryota; Fungi; Ascomycota; Eurotiomycetes; Onygenales; Ajellomycetaceae. Bases 1 to 150 code for a protein of 49 amino acids. The transcript is spliced from 4 exons. The record is from RefSeq and is a predicted model, not a curated record.